Messenger RNA from Struthio camelus australis, 2539 nucleotides. NCBI's taxonomy places the organism in Eukaryota, Metazoa, Chordata, Aves, Struthioniformes, Struthionidae. The record is from RefSeq and is a predicted model, not a curated record.
GUCUUGGCUUUUGGGUAUUUUUUUUAGCAAUCCCAGGUGGAAUCUCACACCAAAAGGCACCAUGAUAGUGAUGACUGACAUCACAGCAGCCCCCAGGCUGGGGUCCACUGCCACCACUCCAGCUGUGGCUCCCAACUUCUCCUGGAUGCCGGAGGAUGGCAGACCCACAGCUGUGGAGCAGCCAAUAUUCCUCAUGACCACCGCUGCUCAGGCCAUCUCAGGUUUCUUCGUGUGGACAGCUUUGCUCAUCACCUGCCAUCAGAUCUACAUGCACCUCCGCUGCUAUAGCUGCCCAAAUGAACAGCGCUAUAUUGUUCGAAUCCUCUUCAUUGUGCCCAUUUACGCCUUCGACUCGUGGCUCAGUCUCCUGUUCUUCACCAAUGACCAGUACUAUGUUUACUUUGGCACAGUCCGGGACUGCUAUGAAGCCUUUGUAAUAUACAACUUUCUCAGCCUCUGCUAUGAGUACCUGGGAGGGGAGAGCUCCAUCAUGUCUGAGAUCAGAGGGAAACCAAUUGAGUCCAGCUGUGUAUAUGGGACUUGCUGCCUGUGGGGAAAGACCUAUUCUAUUGGAUUCCUGAGAUUCUGCAAACAGGCUACCCUGCAGUUUUGUGUGGUGAAGCCCCUCAUGGCGAUCAGCACAGUCAUCCUUCAGGCCUUUGGCAAGUACCAGGAUGGUGACUUUGAUGUAACCAGCGGCUACCUCUACGUGACGAUCAUCUACAACAUCUCUGUCAGCCUGGCGCUGUAUGCCCUCUUCCUUUUCUACUUUGCCACGCGUGAGCUGCUCAGCCCCUAUAGCCCAGUCCUCAAGUUCUUCAUGGUGAAGUCUGUCAUCUUCCUGUCCUUCUGGCAAGGGAUGCUCUUGGCCAUCCUGGAAAAAUGUGGUGCCAUCCCCAAAAUCCACUCUGCCAACGUGUCCGUGGGUGAAGGCACCGUAGCUGCUGGGUAUCAGGACUUCAUCAUUUGUGUGGAGAUGUUCUUUGCGGCCAUCGCCCUGCGCCAUGCCUUCACAUACAAGGUGUAUGCAGACAAGAGACUUGAUGCACAAGCCGUUCCAUCAUAUGGGCCAUACGGUCGCUGUGCUCCCAUGAAGAGCAUCUCCAGCAGCCUCAAGGAGACCAUGAACCCUCAUGACAUUGUUCAAGAUGCGAUCCACAACUUCUCCCCAGCCUACCAGCAGUACACCCAGCAGUCAACACUGGAGCAUGGCCCACCCUGGCGCAAUGGUGGUCACGUCAUCUCACGCUCCCACAGCUGCUCAGGUGCCCGUGACAAUGAGAAGACCCUCCUGCUGAGCUCUGAUGAUGAGUUCUAGGAGGGGGAACUGCCAGUGCAGGCUGGAAUUUUCCCUCUUUUGUUGUUGUUAGGUUUUUUUUUUUUUAAUUUAUUGAAGCAGAAACACACAAGUCAUAUCACUUCCUAGAGAAUGCAGAUUGCAGAAGUGGGCACUUCCCAUUAGCUUUUGUGGAUAUGGACACAAUGAGCAGUGUGGAGGUGGGGGAAUGGCCAGGAAUCCUGUCUCACAGCCCAUUUCCUACAGCAGUUGACUGGAAUUGGUUGAAGCGAAGGGCUGUGGCCCCCCAUACCCGCCCAGCUCAGUGCGGAGCGUGACUGGCCAGAGUCUAGAGUUGUGGCGAAACAUUAUUUUUUUUUCCAACUGGACAACAUGACUGCUUUGUAUUCCUCUUUUUGAAUGGCUGAUGUAGGCACAGUUUGCUCCCCCAGCUCCCUGGUACUAACUUCACUGUGAUCCUUGGGAUUAGGAUGCAGUGAAAAGAAUCCCUGAGGAUCAGAGCAGACAUUGGUCUCUCUGUAGCCAAUGCCUUGAAUGCUUACUAAGGAACAUCUGUCACCCCUUAAGCACCUAAUUGUGCAGUCCUGUACUUGAGUGAGUGAGGGGGCAAAGGACAGGAAUUUUCUCCUCUUCCUUUCACCCACAUUCCCUGUCUGAAGCUGGUGCUCAUUGAAGCUCAGUGGGGGUGGAAUUACUGUCUUAGGCUGUGGGGGUUUUCUAAUUACCAGGUAUCCAAGUUUCCCAUCUUCCUUGUGUUCCUGCAGUGAGAUACCUCUGUGGAGCAUCUUUCUCCUGCUAAGGAGGCUGAGGAUUGGCCAUGAUAGGUGGUAGAAGUACAAUAUGAAGUUUGUACAGCUCUGGCCCUUUGGUCCCUCCUGGGGGAAGGGAGAUAUGUAAGCGAUUAAGACGUUCUCUCUUCUUGUUCCCUGCCCCCUACCAAUACAUCUGCCCCUCUUGAAAGUUGUGGAUUCCACCGCUACUGCCAGAGCAUAGCCCCAUCUUUCUGCAGACAGCCCUCCUCAGGCUCGUCAUCGCUGACUUCCCAUGUGAGCUGCACAAGUGUUGCCCUUAGGCUGGAGGAUUCAGAAAGGGACGUUGCACACUCCCUCUUGCUUUUUAUCUCUGUUGUUGUUCCAGGCCAAACUGGAGCAGAUUUGAAACCUGACACAACUUGGCUGGUUAAAAUUGUCCCUUAUGAUUUCGCAAGCAGCAGUUGCUGCUGCUGCACACUUUACAGACCCA